GGCCACUCGGGAUGGGAAGAGCUGGUACCGUGGAGAGGCGGCGUGGUACGGCAGUCAGUUUCAGGUUACGGGCGCGGAUGCGGGGAAAAUGGGAAAGGUCAGUGUGAGAAACCGUCAAAAUUCAGGACCUGUGCAGGAUGGUCAGAAGACUACGGUGGCCCGACUGGGUUGUUUCUGGAAAAUGUAAUAUGUCCAUCUAUGAUAGCAUCCCAAGAGUGAGCCUGAUUUCUGGAAAUCUAUUCUGACUCCAUGGCGACUAGGAUGGAUGUAAAUUUGCCAGUGGUUAGAAAACAAAGAGUUUAGUGAGUUUCCUGAGCACCCUGUACGCCUUUGGGUCCCACCACCUUGCUGGACAGCAGGGCUCUCCUUCGGGCCACAUCUACAGAAGACCCUGUCAACAGCUGCAGCUGAGGGCCGCAGAUCUUUUUCCAAGAACAACACAAAAUGAUUGAGUACCAGCAGAGACCUGUGUCAUUCAAGGAUGUAGUAGUGGGCUUCACUCAAGAGGAGUGGCACAGGCUGAAUCCUGCUCAGAGGGCCCUAUACCGGGAUGUGAUGCUGGAGACGUACAGCAACCUUGUCUCAGUGGGUUAUGAAGGCACCAAACCAUAUGUGAUCCUCAGGCUGGAGCAGGAAGAAGCACCAUGGAUUUGUGAGGCAGCAUGCUCGGGCUGCCACUGUCGGGAAAACAUUUGGCAAGUUAACGUCCAGAGGCAAAGACGGCAAGACAUGCUUUUGAGGCAAGGUACUUUCAUCAGCAAGAAAACGUUGCCCAAGGAAAGAAGCCAUGAAUGUAGUAAGUUUGGGAAAAUAUCACAUCUGAGCACUGAUCUUUUUCCUUCAAUUCAAAACCCUAAUAACUGGGACUCUUGUGGAAAGAGUGUGAACCAUAAUUUAGACUUGAAUGGUUUUAAGAGAAACUAUUCAAAAAAGCAAAAUGAGUGCUAUGGAUAUGAGAAAUUGUUACAACAUACAAAGCAUGAUAGAAGACCUAAUGGAGACAAAUUCUGGGAAUGCAGUCACUGUGAGAAAGCUUUCAGCCAUAAUCCAGCACUUAUGUAUAAACCUGCAGUAACCAAUUCUCUUGUGUACAAACGUAAGAGGGUUCCACCUACAGAGAAGCCCCACGUCUGUAAUGAGUGUGGGAAAGCCUUCUGCUACAAAUCUGAAUUCAUUAGGCAUCAAAGAAGUCACACUGGGGAGAAGCCAUAUGGCUGCACUGACUGUGGAAAAGCCUUUUCACAUAAGUCAACCCUCAUUAAACACCAGAGAAUACACACUGGGAUAAGACCCUUUGAGUGUUUUUUUUGUGGGAAAGCCUUCACCCAGAAGUCACACCGCAGAGAACAUCAGAGGACACAUACAGGAGAGAGACCCUUUGUGUGCAAUGAAUGUGGGAAGUCUUUUGGUGAGAAGUCAUACCUCAAUGUACAUCGAAAAAUACACACAGGAGAAAGACCCUAUCGUUGCAGAGAAUGUGGAAAAUCCUUCAGUCAAAAGUCAUGCCUCAAUAAACAUUGGAGAACUCAUACAGGAGAAAAACCCUAUGGAUGUAGUGAAUGUGGCAAAGCUUUCUACCAAAAGCCAAACCUCAGUAGACAUCAGAAAAUUCAUGCUAGGAAGAAUGCUUAUAGGAAUGAAAACCUAAAAAUUAUAGGAAAGACUUGAGUGAGAUAUUCUAUUUCAUUAUAUGUGGAGGAAUUCAUCCUUAGGAGAAAUCUGAAUUUGGACCAAGUGUUUUAUCAUAGGGCAGGUCAUGUUCCAAUUGUGAUAGAAAGUUUUAUACUAAAGAUUAUAGAAAAUAUUUUAUAAAACAUAAACAUGUUCACUCUGGCUUAUAAAAGUUUAAAUGAUAACAAUACAAAAUACAUGUGAAGAAAAUUAGAGGUAUAUUAUGGUAGGUCCCACAGUGAGCAACAUAAUAAGCACUAUUUAUAUUUUAGAAUGAUAAAUGUGAAUUUAAUAUAAAGUAUGGAUAUCAAGCACAUAUGUAGAAUUCCAUUCACCAAACUUUUCCACUCUAAGUAUCACCAUUGUCUUUUGGUAUCAUACAGCACAAAAAAUGAUAAUAAUAAUAAUAUGGCCAAAUAUUUUUUUUUUUUUAAAGCUUUAACAUAUUAAACCAGCACAUUUUCUCACCUUCUUGUAAUACAUGUAAAUGGCCAUCACAUUUAUUGUUGGGCCCUUUUCUGAAUAAUAAUGUUUUUAAUGUCUUUUGUUAAGUUUGCCAAAAACUUUAUUAAAUAUUUUUAAUUUUAAAAGGGCACUUGUUUUGCCUUUAUUAUUUUAAUAUAUAAAAGUUUUAAUAAUAAUACAUAAAUUUAAAAUAAAUAAUUUAAACAAAUUAUUUGCUUUUCUCUUUUUAAUGUUGAAAAGAUAAAGCUAAGGACAAACAUACAGGAGAAGGCCAUGUGAACUGAAGCCUAAGAUCAGUCAUGUGGCCCAUAACCAAGGAAUGCAGCAGCUACCAGAAGCUGGAAGAGGCAGCAAAGAGCAGAUUCUCCCCUAGAGUCAUUGGAUAGAGUAUGGUCCUAUUGACACUUCAGUGAUUAUCUUGUAUCAGUGAUUUCUGAUUUCAGAUUUUUGGCCUUGUGAACUAUGAGAGAAUAAAUUUUUGGUUGUUUAGCUACAAAAAAAAAAAAAAAAAAAAAAAGCUAAGGAAUAGUUUCACAACCUGAUAUUCAGUGAACAAAAUGCUAUAAAUUUAUGGCUCAGCACACUCAUUAUUUAACAGAAAGUACUGUGGCCUUGGCAGAUUGUGCACUAUUCCUAUUUUCUUAGUCUUGCUUAAAAUGCCUUGCAGCAAGUUAGUAGGAAAGACACUUUUUAUAUGUCUUGUAAUUCAGAAAGGUUUCACACACAGACCAAUGAAAGAGAGUUCCUUUGUUUCUCUUUUUUUUUUUCUGCAAAUUAAUUCAGCAACACUGACUUUUCUUCCCUAUACAUUUCUCUGUGAAUGUGCCAGACUCUAAAUACCAAGUUUUUUCAUCAUUCCAGUUCAGAGUCCACUUCCUUGAGCUGCCAUGUCAUCUAUAUAAGAAAAGAAAUGGCCACAUUAUUCAAGAUUUGACUCCCAUGGGACUUCCCUGGAGGUCCAGUAGACAGGACUUGGCACUUUCACUGCUGUGGCAGCAGGUUCAGUCCUUGGCUGGGGAACAAAGAUCCUGCAAGCCGUGCUGCACAGCCAAAAAAAACAAAAACAAAGAUUUGCCUCCUUCUAAGAAUUCCUGAUAGUGAAUGAGAAAGGAAACAUAAUCACAGCUAAAGAUGUGAUUAAAAGAAUGAUGUUUUGUGCAACUGUAGUUCAACAUAUUUUUGAAAUAGUAAAUAGACGCUAUUCCAUCAAAAUAUAAGCUAUGAAAAAUUGCAAUAUAGUGGAAAACUUUUUGCUGAUGAUUGUAUAUCAAUACAAUUGGUAUUGAUUGUAUACCAAUAAGUGAAGAUACUAGUGAUUUUUGAGUUAAAAAGUUAAUUUUCUAAGAAGGCAGCAUAUAGAAAUAAAGAGGUUUUCUCUGUAAACAUCUAAUAAUUUAUAUGCACUUCUUUUGGAAUUACACUAAAUCUAAAUGAUUUGUUUAAGUGAUGUGAAAUGAUCUUAAAUUCCAUAUAGAAAAAUAAAUGCCUGAGAAUCUAGAUGAGUAUGAAAAAGAAAAUUUCAUGCCAAAUGUUAGAAUAUAACAUGAAGUCAUUCUAAUCAAAUUAAUAUAGGAUUGGCAAAAGAACAGAUAAAUAUUGAUACAUCAGUGGAACAGAACAGAAAGUACUGAAAUAGACCUCAGUGUGUAUGAGCUUUAUCAUGUAUGGAAAAUGUGCAAUUUCAAACCAUCGGGGAAAGGAACUGUUUAUUUAAAAAGAAUUCUGGCACAACUGGCUUUUUAAUCAGGAAGAAAGUAAAGUUACACCAACAGCACAAACCACAUGAAAAAAAAAUUCCAGGCAGUUUUAAGAUUUAAAUUUUUUAAAUAACACUAAAAUUCUUGAAAGAAAAUGAAAGGAGACUACAUGUACAAUCUAGGAAUUUGAUUAACUUUACCAACCCAGGACCCUCAGAAACAGUUUAAAAAUAAAUAUUUGACUACAUAAAAAGUACAAUCUUGCGUGGCAAAAGAUGCCAUCAAUAGUCGAUAAACGAUGGAUUGGGGGAAAAUAUUUGCAAACCCAAUCAGAAAGAGUGCUCUUUGUACUGACAGGAAAAAAAUAACCCAAUAACAAAACAUGGCAAAGAAUGAAUAGACAGUUGAGAGAAGAGCAAAUCCAAGUGGCUGAUGGACUUAUCAAAAAAUGUUUAGUCUCAGUAGUUGUUGGAGAAUGCAGAUUAAAGUUAUAAUGAGCUAACAGUAUUCAAUAAAGCUGAUGAAAGAGAGCAGGAAUGCUUUUUGCUGUCAGGACAAAGGAUGUUCUUAGACACUGCUGGUAGAAACAUAAAUUGUUACAGAUCUUUUGAAAAGCAAUCUGACAACAUCUAUUAUAACUUAAAAUGCUUAUGCCACUUUGGGAAAUCUUCUCUUAGAAGUAAAACCCCAAUACAUAAGGGACAUGUACAUUUAUUGUGAAUUGUUCCCAGUGGCCAAACCACUAGAAUCAAAAUAAAUGCCCAUCGGUAGGGAAAUUGGAAGAGGGAAGGAACUAAAGUACGUCCAUUCCAUAGGAUGUUUAUAUAGCUGUUAAGGUGGACAAGUUAAAACUAUGCUAAUGGACUUGAGUGGAAUUCCAGAAUGUUUUCUUGAGAGAAGAAAGCAAGGUAGAAGUAAGUGUGUAUAAUGUGAGUCUGUUUUUGUAAAUCAGUUACAAAAUGCUUCUAGGUGUUUAUGAGUGAUAAACAUGUAUCAUAUAUGUUUGCGGUAAGAUUUUAUAUGCAUGGAGAAAAGUAUCGAAGAGUAUGCAUUCGGCUGUGGGGAGGUGGGUGAUGCAGGUGGGUAAUGGGAGAGUCAGAGAGGGAGAAUGAAAGCCCAGAAGAAAAAUAUGUGAAUAACUGAACCAAGUAUGAUAUGUCAAAUAUGUGUUUAAGAAAUUUGAGGGGGAAGCUAGAACUCUACUAAUUUGUGGAGAUAUUUGUGGUAUAUUGUUAAGUGAAAAGAGAAAAUUUCAGACUCAUGUAUAUAAAUCUAUUUUCUUAAAACACGAAUAUGUGUAUUUAUGCAUGUGUGUGUGUUUAUAUAAACAAAGAGAAAAGUGUGGAGGGAUAUAAAACAAGGUAUUAAUUUUCAUUGGUUACCCUGGUGGGGUACGGAAAUGUAAGUAGUUGUUUAAUUUAUAUAUCUUUGUAUUGUUUUAUUUGUUACAAACAUAUAUUACUUUUGUAAUUUGAAAAACAAAAUAAAGGGGGGAAAGUGUUUUGAAAUACAUGAAGCCUUGCAAAUGUUUUUAUUUUCUGACAAGAUGGCACCCUGGCCUGGUCUAUUGCCUCUCCCCA
Molecule: messenger RNA, 5413 nt
Organism: Hippopotamus amphibius kiboko
Lineage: Eukaryota; Metazoa; Chordata; Mammalia; Artiodactyla; Hippopotamidae
Gene: ZNF793
Product: zinc finger protein 793
Exons: 7
Coding region: 445-1668 (407 amino acids)
Biological process (GO): negative regulation of transcription by RNA polymerase II; regulation of immune system process; regulation of cytokine production
Cellular component (GO): nucleus
Molecular function (GO): DNA-binding transcription activator activity, RNA polymerase II-specific; RNA polymerase II cis-regulatory region sequence-specific DNA binding
Source: RefSeq, a predicted model, not a curated record